Molecule: messenger RNA, 3632 nt
Organism: Harmonia axyridis
Lineage: Eukaryota; Metazoa; Arthropoda; Insecta; Coleoptera; Coccinellidae
Gene: Dad
Product: mothers against decapentaplegic homolog 6
Exons: 6
Coding region: 283-1374 (363 amino acids)
Biological process (GO): regulation of transcription by RNA polymerase II; SMAD protein signal transduction; BMP signaling pathway
Cellular component (GO): heteromeric SMAD protein complex
Molecular function (GO): transcription regulator inhibitor activity; I-SMAD binding
Source: RefSeq, a predicted model, not a curated record
GAAGACCAACUCCAGUCUUUCAGUAUCGUAGGCUCAGUUCGCACACAAACGUUGGUAUCCAACACGACCGGUGCUCUAGCGCGUGUGUGUCAAAUUUCGCGCAAAACGUCAACAGAUUGAUCUAGUGCCGUGCGACCGACCGACUGUCAAACGACGACAGGUUAGGAUUACAGUAGCCGCAUCGUUCCAUGUUCGUGCGAUAAGUGUUGUGGUUGAAUCGGGAGUGCGAUCAAGUUGUCCAAAUGCUGAUCCAGCGUAACCGAGCCGACCUAAGCCUGCUUCAUGUUCAUGUUUCGAAGCAAGAGAAACAUUCUGAGUAAGCGGUUGGUGGAGGCACAUCGCAGACGUGCUCAGCAACUGGGGAGCGAUGAGUGCGUAGAGGUGGGCCCGCUGCUGAAGCGCCUUCAGGAGAACCAGCUGCAGAUGCUGCUGAGCGCCGUCACCAGCCGCGGUCAGGGAGCCUCAAAUUGCGUGCUGUUGCCUCGUGACAACCAACCGCACGUGCUGUGCUGCCAGGCCUGGAGGUGGCCGGACCUCAGACUGGCCUCUGAACUGCGAAGGUUGCCGGUGUGUAGAUCGGCUGCAGACCCUGUGUAUAUUUGUUGCAACCCCUAUCACUGGAGCAGGAUAUGUCAACCUGAUUAUCCUCCUCCCCCUUACUCCGUUUGUGCCAUGGAUACGCUUAAACCUGAAGAUUACGAGAAUGCCAAGUGGUAUAAACGCCUCUUAGGAAGAAAAUAUAAGAAAUUCGAAGAUUUUUCAACAUCAGAUAGAGCACCUAGUGAAGCACCUUUAGUAUGUAGGAAUUCAACUCCAGGUUCUCUUACCACGAGUGGUGAAGGUUCUUUGACGAACACUCUAUCUUGGUGUAAGUUAGCCUAUUGGGAGAUGGGACAAAGAGUUGGACCCCUCUACCCUGUGGAGCAACCGGCUGUGAAUGUCUUCGGUCAAGUGCCCUAUGGUGAUGGCUUAUCGCUGGAAACACUGGCCAGGCAUAGUUUUAGCCCACCUGACUCGGUUACCCGAACUAGGGAUAAAAUAGGUUUAGGAGUAACUAUAUCCCAUGAAGGAGAUUCAGUCUGGGUCUAUAACCGAUCAGAUUCCCCAAUCUUCGUCAACUCCCUCAGUUUAGACGACUUCGACUCUGCCUCCCCUACACGUGUACCUGCUGACUAUUGUCUGUGCAUCUUCGAUCCCAUCAGGGUUUCUCGCAAUAACAACGACUGGAAUUUCAAGAGGACGCAACAUUUCGGACCUAUAGACAAAAACUCUAUAAGACUCAGCUUCGUUAAGGGCUGGGGACCUAGAUACUCCAGACAAGAGAUUACGUCCUGUCCCUGUUGGUUAGAAAUUUUACUUUCGCCAUGUAGGUGAUCCAAGCAUAAGGCCCGUUUUAGAGCCAGAUUUGGACACGAGUGAUUAUGUUUGUUGGAGGUGCGUUGAUAACAUUGGAUCUACACCAUUCCAGGAGUUGUAUUUAGGACAAUUAGUGUACCUUUCUGAAGGAAAAACGACUUUUGUGAUCAUAUUGUUGAAUUGUUUGGUGGUCACUAACAGCUUUGAGUAAUUUGAUUGUUGUUAUGUCUUGAUUUUCGGGCCUUUUUUUCUGUUUCUUCAGAGAACAAAAGGUUUAUUAAACGUAUCGUUCUAAUCUUCUUCUCUCUGAUGUAGGGUAUUCAGAAUUAUGUGCUCUAAAGGCUCAUUUUCUAUCACGAUAGGACUAUCGUGAUAGUAUGUACUAUCACCGUGAACUAUCUACCCUAAUAUUUACAAUAUUUAAGUAAUUGACGAUAUAUCUGAACUUAUCCAGAAAUAUUUAAUGCCAGUGAAAAAAUGUUAUUUUUGCAAUUAUAUUUAUUAAUCAACAUUGUUAUGAACUAAGAAGUUUAUUUGUAUAUUGCCGCUAUUUAUUUCGUCUGAAAUUAUCCUCAAAGCUGUUAGACGCCCUUCUUGCUACUAACUGCAGUUAAAAUGUACCAACACUGAAUGUUAUAUAAGUCAGCAGUAUUAAGACUGUGAAUUUGGUAAGAAGAGUAAUAUUAAAAGAGAUGGUUUUAAAAGUACGAUGAAGGCUGAGUUUUGUAAUAUAAAUAUUGGAACGGUGCUGAUUUUUGUUCCGUCCGUCUUAUUACUUUUUUACAGAUUAACCGUUUCUAUUAUAUUAUUGAACUAAUUUUUCCAAACCAUGAGAAUUAAUACUUCAAAUUGGCUCCUUAAGUUUAAGUCUAAUAGACAGUUUCUAAGAGUGUUGGUUCAAAUUUAAAAAUUUUUUUUUUUCUGUAGAGCAAUAACAAUUUGAGUGAUCUCGUCGUACUGAAUUUCAAUAAACUUGAACUGAGUGAUAAUAACAGUUCCUUGAGAAAUGCCUUAAAGCAUGGUUUGGAAAACUUUAGAGUCAAAGUUGUAGAAUAUAAAGGCCUGUAGCCAGAAAAACUGAUGUAAUUUUUUAAAAUAAAAGUGAAAGACAUUAACAAAUUCAAGUAAGAGUGUAGUUGCAGAAAAAUACGAACUAAAAUAUUCAACCACUACUUGCCUCUUUCCAAUUGAAUUCGCUUUAACUUUGUAAUAUCCGAAGUAGGGAAAAUUUCAUUGAUAUUAUAUACGCUCGAGAUUUUUCUUGUAAAUUGACAUCAGUUUCUUGUUUUGUCAUUUGGAAUUUCUAGUCCUGUACAGUUGAUGUUUAAACUGAAACAAAUUUGAAUGGCUUGCAUCGAAUCAAGUGCCUCAAUAAAGCCUUAAUCUGAAGAAUGUACAUUUUUCUGUGAAAGCAAUAAUUCAUAAGAUACGAUUUCUGAAGAAUGAAUCUCCCUCUCUUUUAUAUACGAAAGUUGAACAUAUGUAAUUAGAAUCGAAGAAUGUUUCGAACUGCCAUACCUAAUAUAUUUGAGAAACUGAUGUCACAGUUUAAUAGAAUUUUGAAAUUAUAUAAUUUUGUAUAUUUUUGCAUGUAGAGAAAUGAACGAAAAAAAUUUUGAAAGAUGUACAGAGAUAUAAAUUUUAAGUACCGAAGACACAGGAUAUUUGAUGGUUAUAGAUUUCGCUUGAGUCAAACAUUUGAAAGUUCAAAAAUUGUUGAAAUUUUUAUUCUGCUUAAAAACGAGUUCAGCUCUUUUCAUCAGUGUUCUGAAUCAAAAAUCUUGUGUUUCGCCUUUUAUACACAUUUUCGACGAGAAUGUACUAUAUUAAGGCGAUUUGAGUUAUGAAAUUAUCUGGUGCUGUGGGAUUUCCAAUUUUUCGAUUCCAAUUUGUUGAUGAGACAAAUUUUUUCGAAUUUCAUUUAUUGAAGGAUACUACCCAUCACAAUGUAUUUCAAAUAUCACUAAGUAUUCGGAAUUUACCACUUUUUCAGAGGAAUAGUGAAGUUUUGAAAAAUUGGAGGAAUCUCAUUGUUUGGGACCAUAUGUGGAACUGUGUAUGAUAAAAUGAAGCAUUUUUAUUUUUAAGAAAAUCCAUAUGUUUCUGUAAAAAUUGUUAUCAUUGGUUCAUUCCUAAAAGGAAUAUAUAAUCAUUGAAGUGCAUUAUGUAAUAUUUAUAAAUUAUAAUUUAUUAUCGAUUAUGUUAUUUCUGGAACUUUCAAAGUGGCUAAGACCAAAGACUGUGCCUUUUUAUUGAGAGUAAAUUAAUGCCAAUUA